Brassica rapa (field mustard) is the source of this 1879-nucleotide messenger RNA. RefSeq lists its product as uncharacterized. Lineage: Eukaryota; Viridiplantae; Streptophyta; Magnoliopsida; Brassicales; Brassicaceae. Gene Ontology annotation, molecular function: phosphoglycerate dehydrogenase activity. The record is from RefSeq and is a predicted model, not a curated record.
UCGUGACUUUACCGACGUUUUAAAUAAAGUUGGUUAAUUAGAUAGAUAACCACAUGUUUUCCUCAAACAAAUGACGUACAUUAACUAUAUCUGCUCAACUUGGUCCAUCGCAAUCCUCGGACACGCGCUUUGUUCUCAUUAGAUCGAAAGAUAAAGCUGUGAUAUCUUGGUGGUGGGUUCUACAAGUAUAAUCUUGGCCAUAAACAAUAUUUCCCGUCAAAAUCUUCCUUUAAUAUAUGUGGUUGUUACUUUCUUCUUUGGUGAGUUUCUUUUUAUUUUUCUCUUAUAUUAUUAUUAUUCUUCUUUUCAGUCUCUUGGGAUCUUCAUAGUUUGAGAAGCUUCGAGUGUUGUUAAAGGUAGUUGCUUUGUUCUUGAAGAAACAGAGCAUCUUGAAACUUUAUUUCUUAUCUAGGUCAAUCUCCAAAGUUUGAGAGUCUUCUAAGCGUUUGCAAAAGUUUGAGUUCUUUGAUUAUCUUAGCGUUUGCGUUUCAAUUUAUAGCAGAUACAAAUAUUGUUUGGUGUUGUUUGUUAUUGCUUCUGUCUAUGUGUUUCAUGAUGAGAAUCUUCCAUUCUAGGACAUAAAAGAUUCUCUUUUGUUUUUUUUAGUUUGAAGUAUUCCUCGUUUCAUGUCCUUAGGACAAGGCUUUCUGUUCCUCAAAACUAGGUCUCUCCUGUCUCUCGGAGUGAGAAUAAAAUCUAGGUUUUAAACACUAGUUGAUCGUCUUCCUCUCGGUCAUGGAGGAACCUUGUGAGGCACGUAACAAUGGUGAAGCCUUUCAAAGACCUAAAUAUCGUAACUAUAACCACCUCAGCUCCAGAAUCUCCUCGCCCUGGUUGGAUCUGAGAGUGUUCUACGUCAGGAUAAGCAAUUUCACGGUGGAAGAUUCAACCCCUGAAGUCCUCACCAUCAAUCACAUUCCUCUGGAUCCAGAUACGCUUUUGGAGAUAAACGGGGUUAGGAUGAGCAUGUACUCAGAAGGGUGUACUUCAAAGCUUAGGAGGGAUCGAGUUGAUAAGAAAUCCGAAGAAGCUACUUAUGUAAGCACAGACAAUAUCAGGUUAAAUGGUAGCGUGAAGUUUGAGGUUUAUGACAAAAACGAGCUAGUCUUGUCUGGAACCCUUGAGAUGUCUGAUGGUAAUGGGUUCACUGGGGAAUUGAAGAAUCAGUGGAACAUGACUUGUGAAGCUGAGAUCACUGCAGGGUCUGGUUUCUUAAAGGAGAAGAGCAAAAACGGUAAAGAGUUGUUGCCAACAUUGCCAACUAUAGAGGUCUAUGUCACUGGUUGCUUCUCAGGAACGCCCAUCAUCUUAACCAAGACUCUACAGCUUGGUUCGAGAAAGAAGCACAGUAGAAGAAUGGCAUUGGAUUCAAUACCGGAGUAUGAAACCGCAGAGCCUCAGAAAAACACUUCCUCUGAGCUCCAUUUUCAGGAAACAGAAUACGCAAAUUACAAAGAGGGAUACGAAGGAGAUAUGUACUGGAAAAGUGACCAGUGCUUGGAUGGAGAGAUGUCAUGGUUCAAUGCAGGUGUUAGGGUUGGUGUUGGGAUUGGACUUGGCGUCUGUGUUGGUCUUGGGAUUGGUGUGGGUCUUCUCGCUCGUACUUAUCAAUCAACCACCAGAAACUUCAGGAAGAGGCUUCUCUAGUUUUAUAUAUAUUUGCAUAUUUCUUCCUUGAAUUAAGUUUUGAAAGAGUCCUUUCUAAAUGUUUGUAUUUUAGGUGUGAUGUGAAUCAAACAAUUUGGUAUGGGAUUGUUGUUAUAUGUUUUCAUGUAAAUAGGAGAUUGGGAGUGUAGCUUUUGUAUUCAGAAUUUGCCUUAUGAGAAUAUACGAUAGGUGUAUACAGAUUCUAAUUCACUUAAUUAUUUUGUGGCUUCAA